AUGUCGGACCGACAGUACGAAUCCCCCGUAGCCCCCCGGGAGACACUGGAGACACUCAUCGGAGCGAUCCUGGGUGCCGGGCAAAACGUCAUUGACGUCGGGCUAGCACUCCGAUACAUCUGGCUGUGUUUCGACAGAAUCAAGGGUCGGUUGGACGAGGAGUGGGUUACGCACGGGGUGGUUGUGGGCGCUGAAGUUACCCCUAGGAAUUUGUUAAAUUACGUGGAGGUUGAGGAAGGAGAACCAUACGCCGGCGGAAACCCCGGAAAUGCCGGGCAGUGGCUGCGCGCGCUGGCUUUGGUCUUGAGUCCCAUCCGGCUAAACAGUCAGCUACGGCGGGAGUACCUGGAUGCUCUGACAGGACGGUACAAGGCGACGCUGGAGGAGUUUGCUGGAAUGCGCAUAAACGACUCACCCGGGACAUUUGCACUCCAACACGCAGCCUGGAACCAGAACACAAUCUUCCUAAGGCUGUCCGCUGCACUCGACAUGUUUCUGUUUAAAUUCAAGGAUCAUGAACACUCCAAGUUACGUUUCUCAACAGUCACCUGUCGCUUCGGCGACUGCGCGGGUAUCGGGGAUCUGCGCUUCAUAUUGAAGAUCCUGGGGCUGAACCUCACAGAAUUCUCCCAAUGGAUCUGGACAGCCUCCACCGCGGAUGAUCUAAAGCGCCUGCUUCGCCCCAAUGAAGAGAUCGACAAGCGGGACUCCUUCACGCCGUAUAUUGCGAGCAUGCGCCUCUGUUCGAAGAGUCCAUACUCUGCGACGGCUAAUCCAAACCUCCACAUAUUUGUCCACGCGAUCGGGUGCGCCAACCUCCGAGCGCGCUCGAUUAAUUCCCGGAUGGUGGGUGACGUGAACAUGCCGGACACUGUGGCUAACGCCGCCGUCUUGAACUACGUCAGAGGCUCGCGUUAUAAUCUGCAACCUGAGUUCUACCGGCAAGGGAGCUUCAAGGCGCCGGAGGGAGCCCGGGCUGCGCUGGAGGUCCAAUCAGCAGCCGGGUCGCUAGACUUGGAAUAG
Aedes aegypti (yellow fever mosquito) is the source of this 1023-nucleotide messenger RNA. RefSeq lists its product as uncharacterized. The record is from RefSeq and is a predicted model, not a curated record. The transcript has a single exon. Lineage: Eukaryota; Metazoa; Arthropoda; Insecta; Diptera; Culicidae. The coding region runs from base 1 to 1023 and encodes 340 amino acids.